Messenger RNA from Paecilomyces variotii, 2974 nucleotides. RefSeq names its product putative pre-rRNA processing protein Tsr1. The coding region runs from base 220 to 2628 and encodes 802 amino acids. Gene Ontology annotation, molecular function: GTPase activity; U3 snoRNA binding; GTP binding. The record is from RefSeq and is a predicted model, not a curated record. The transcript is spliced from 2 exons. NCBI's taxonomy places the organism in Eukaryota, Fungi, Ascomycota, Eurotiomycetes, Eurotiales, Thermoascaceae. Gene Ontology annotation, biological process: maturation of SSU-rRNA from tricistronic rRNA transcript (SSU-rRNA, 5.8S rRNA, LSU-rRNA); ribosome biogenesis; endonucleolytic cleavage of tricistronic rRNA transcript (SSU-rRNA, 5.8S rRNA, LSU-rRNA). Gene Ontology annotation, cellular component: nucleus; preribosome, small subunit precursor.
UCUGCAUCUCCGCACUCGACGGGGCCGAUAAUACUAUAAUAUUUUUUUUUUAUCGUGCGGCUCAUCCAGAUAAGUCGUGCCAGACUUACCAACAACGGUCUGGUCGUCCUAAUUGAUUUUAUUUUCUUUUCUUUUCUUCUCUAUCUCUCAUCCACACUGUAGCCAUCCGCAACACUGGACUCUCUUCCGUUCCGCUUCAAAGCGUCGGGUGCAGCCAACAUGGCGCCCAUCACCCAGUCGGGACACCAUCACCGCAGCACCACCAAGGUCUCGCACAAGGCAUUCAAGAGCAAGCAUGCCACCAAAGGCGCUCUGAAGGAGCAGGCAAAGGGAAAGGUCGAGAACCGUGAGCGGGGUAGUCGCAAGACCCCUCACCAGCAGCUCAUGUCGAAACUCGAUCGCAGAAACCAGGCUCGCCAGAAGCAACAGUUGAAGCACCAGGAGAAGGCCCAGGCAACCAGCAUCUUUGCCGGAUCCAACGGUGCGCCCAGACAUGUCGCCGUUGUACCUCUAUCGUCCGAUAUCGAUAUCCGUGCCGCCAUCCGUCAGUUGAACGAAAGCGUCGAUGUCCCCGACGACGUCUCCCAGGAUGGUAUCUCGCGUGUGCGCGUCGAUCGGUUCAGACAGAGCGUCAUGUACAUUCCCGCCAAAUACGACCUGAUGCAUGCGUUGGACGCCUCGCGGAUGGCGGACUUUGUCCUUGUUGUGCUCUCUGCCGAGAAGGAGGUUGACGAGGAGGGAGAAGUGCUGUUGCGGUCCAUUGAGGGACAGGGAAUCUCGAACGUCUUCUCCGUGGUUCAGGGACUGGAUAAAAUCAAUCCCCCGAAGAAGCGGACCCAGACCGUGUCUUCUCUCAAGUCAUACAUCACCCAUUUCUUCCCCAAUAUCGAAAAGGUCCUUUCUCUCGACUCAAGACAGGAAUGUUCCAACGUCGUGCGCAGUCUCUGCACCGCUACCCCCAAGGGAAUCCGCUGGAGGGAUGAACGCAGCUGGCUGCUCCUCGAGGAUGUUAAGUGGCCCGAGUCCAACGCUGAAGUGGUGGACGAUGUAGUCUUGACCGGUGUCGUGCGGGGAAAGGGUCUAAAGGCUGACCGCAUCGUGCAUGUGCCUGGCUGGGGUGACUUCCAGGUAGACUCCAUCACAGCGGCACCUUUGCUAAGUACGAAGAACAAAAAGGGCGACGCGAUGAACGUCGACGAGAACGAGUCGACGCAGGUCCUGGAUGCCCCGACAGAGGACCGUGACGAUAUGGCUACUGUUGCACCGGAGGAGAUCGAAAUGGAGGACGAUGACAUGCUUUCAGUCGCUGACACUGAGCGGAAGGGUGUCCUACUGGAUGACCACCAUUACUUCUCAGACGAUGAGACUCACAUCCCGCCUCGUCCGAAGAGACUGCCGAAGGGAACAUCGGAUUACCAGGCGGCCUGGUAUCUGGAUGACGUCUCUGACUCCGGUUCCGACUUGGAGGAUGAAGACGAAGAGAUGGAGAUGGACACCUCGGGCAACCCUGAAGACGGUGUGUUCCCCGAACGACAGGAUGCUAUGACGGAAGCUGGACCUUCCGAGUAUCCCCAGUCGGAGAUGUUCCUUGACCCAUCUCCGGAGGAUGAGGCAGACCAGCUAGAGGAGUACCGUGCUAGUCGCCGCAAUGAAGCAAAGGAGGACCUGGAAUUUCCUGACGAGAUCGAACUUCACCCGAACGUGCUUGCCAGAGAGCGCCUGGCUCGGUACAGAGGUCUCAAGAGUCUCAAGACUAGUCACUGGGAGACCUCAGAGGACAAGCCUCACGAACCGGAGGAUUGGCGCCGCCUCCUUCAGAUUUCAGACUACAAGGGUUCGAGAAACAGGAGCAUUCGCGAGGCUCUUGUUGGAGGAGUCAACCCUGGUACUCGAGUAGACGUGCACCUCCGAGCUGUGCCUUCAUCUCUUCGAAACCGCCCACAGCCCAUGGCCCUAUUUUCGCUCCUGCGCCAUGAGCACAAGCAGACCGUGGUCAACAUCAACAUGACCCUGAGCUCAUCCGUCGAGGAGCCUCUGAAAUCCAAGGAGGAGGUCAUAAUCCAGUGCGGACCCCGUCGUCUUCUUGUGAAGCCCGUCUACUCAGCUGCGGGCAACACCCCGAACAACGUGCACAAGUUCGACCGCUUCCUCCAUCCCGGCCGCGCUGCCAUCGCAACCUACAUUGGCCCGCUGACCUGGGGUUCCGUGCCCGUCCUGAUGUUCAAGAACCAGCAAGUCAAAGACCCUGAAGUCCUGGACUCCGAUGAUGCAAACGCCCCGACUAUCAACCGUCUCGAGCUUAUCGGCAACGGCACCGUCGUGGCCCCCGAUCACUCCCGCGUCGUCGCCAAACGAGUCAUUCUGACCGGCCACCCAUUCAAGAUCCACAAGAAGGUCGUCACGGUGCGCUACAUGUUCUUCAACUCCGAGGACGUCAACUGGUUCAAGGCCCUCCAGCUGUGGACCAAGCGCGGCCGCACCGGCUACAUCAAAGAGAGUCUCGGUACCCACGGCUACUUCAAAGCUACAUUCGAUGCGAAGAUCAACCCACAAGACGCUAUCGGAAUCAGUCUCUACAAAAGAGUCUUCCCUCGCAAAGCUCUGCCGUUGGAGGAAGUGCAAGCGUAGAGGCUUACCUUUGGUUUGGUGUUUUUUUUUUAUAUAUUUCUUUUUAUUUCUCUUUGCCGGCAUAUAUUCUUACCAUUAUUGUUAUGAGAUACCAUCAUCUUCCCCAUCCGCAGCGGACGAAAAGAGAGAAGAAGAAAAGAAAAGCAUUCAUUAUGUCAGUCUUCCGGGUUGGAAUUUGUCCAUCAUGAAAUAUCAAAUCUAGUCAGCUAAAGAGACAAGACACAGAACAUAUGGGACUAUGAAUAUGAAGAAGAAGAAUACAAACAGGGAUUAGGCUCAUAGAUAGCAUUGGCUCUUUGUCCUUUUUUGAAAAAUCCUAACGAGUUACGAAGAUGUUAAAUCGUCU